Molecule: messenger RNA, 2010 nt
Organism: Drosophila gunungcola (fruit fly)
Lineage: Eukaryota; Metazoa; Arthropoda; Insecta; Diptera; Drosophilidae
Exons: 5
Coding region: 382-1140 (252 amino acids)
Source: RefSeq, a predicted model, not a curated record
UUAUGCAUUUGCAUUCAUUAUGUUUGGCACCGUCGACGCGUCCACAACGUAACUUUAAGAUCGGAGAUCGGAACCGUAGAUCGUGGAGUAUAUAGGCGACAUAACCACUUACCAGGUAGCUUUGGCAACCGUCGUCACGUGAUCGUGUCGCGAUCGUUCGUUCUGCUCGUCAUUCAUCUGUCGUCUCGUCUUGUGCAAUUGCCUGUCGAAUGUCGAAGAAGAAUAUGUCUCGCAUCUGGAUUUGUGUACCGAGCUCUUAACGUUUGUCUGCAGAAGUCGAAGUCGAACUCGAAAUCGAACUCUACAGAGCCGCGAGUGCCUGUCGAUCAACUUGACCUUUCAGCACUCAGAUCAGGAAAUUGCUAAAAUUUCUGCAUAAAAAUGCCUUCCCUGCAUGUGAUCUUGCUGAUCACACAACUAUAUCUUUGCCUUAGUCCGGCUAUAAUUGCCCAAGACUUUGAGUUAGCGGAACGCAACCACAAGAAACGCCAAAUCUAUCGGGAACAAGUAUUGCCACAUGCGGGUGGUAAGAUCCCAGACACCGCCUUCGAGACGGAUCGCUUGUUUCUGAAUCGUCUGCAAAAGGAGGGCAUCGCAGUGCCAGAUGGCAUAGUGCCCGAGCAGCGGAACCCGCAGGUGUAUCAGUACUACAACAAGCCCAUGCGCACCGUCUUCCACAUCGCCCUGAGUUCGGAUGGGAGGUAUACGCCGAGGGAGGGGCGAUACCACUACCGCCAAGUGCCCACGGUGGAGACGACCUACCUGUAUCCGCAGGCGGUGGGUCGCCAGCACGUGCUGGUGCCGCCGAAGCACGCCCUGCCCGUCUACCGACAGCUCCAGUUGCACAAUCCACUCCUCAACCAGGUCAAGUUGCAGCCCAAGAAAAUGCCCAAUUUUCUGGAACUGGCGCCCACCGUCGGCAAGAGCCAUUCAAAUCCAUUGGCCGGAUCGGCCAAGGCGCAGUCUUAUCAGAAUGUGAAUCUCCUGCAUGGUCACAGUCCGGUGCUGCCGGCAUUCAAGAAAACCUCCAGGGGCAGCAAGACCUAUGUGGACAGCUAUGGCACAACCCAUCUCUUCAGUGAAUUUGACGAUCUGCUGAACAAACUGGAAUUGCAGCAAACGACCCGCAAGAGCUAUUAGUUUUAGAGCUGUUUAUGCCCAUCUUUAGUAGAAUUUAUAUGGAUAUAUGGCAAUUAUGAUCAUCUCUAGCCAAGAGUUAAGUUUACAAGUGGUUGGUAACCAUUAUCUCACCAUGUGCAUAUCAUUUCCAAACUUUUGCCAUACGCCCGCUCACCGAUUAGUGCAUUCCCAUUCCCAUUCCCAUGUUUGCAAACAAUACAUGCCCAGCCCAAACACGGAAAAAAAUAUUAAUUUAAAACCUCUCUUCCCAGAUCAACAUUUCAUUGUUAAAUUGUUUAAUUUUGUACGAAAAAUAUGCAUUCACAAAUAUCAGUUGACAUAUUAUAUCAAUGAAAUAAAUUGCAUUGAGUUAUGAAUUGAGGAAUUUUUUGAAUUUCCUUCCUAUUUGGUAUUUGAAAACGUUAUAAAUUGUUUUUAAAAUUAUUGUUGGGCUUAAGAUUCAUAGAACUUACAAGCCGUUUAAAAAUUCCGUUGUUAUUAUAUGUACACAUCGGCAAUAAAGAGAUCCAAAAGGAUUUAUACCUUUAAAAGUUGUUACCCCCAAAACUUAAACUUGUUCUUGAAAAUGUAAUAAAAUUAAAUAACGAAAAUACUGACCCUAUUUAAAAUGUAUCUAUUUUAUUUAAACGCAACACUUUGAAAGAGUUUUAAACUUGAAUGUUAUUAAAAGCUAUAUAAAUUUGGUUCUGUGUAGCCAGUUGCAUCCACAUCCACAUCCACAUCCACUCAUCGCUUGCCAACCCAUCCACAUGUUAUGGCGUCUAAGCCGGGCCAAGCGAAAUGUGAAUUCAUCGUUUUUAGCUAGUUAAGCGUAAACAAUUUGUAUCUUGCAAAAUAAACCCAGCCCGAGAGCUGCAUUGUACUUUCCCA